AUGUCCACCGGUUUGGAUGUGAUCGGUGGAAUAUCUGCCGUGAUCUCCAUUCUCGAUGCCUCAAUCAAGCUCUACGACAGUGCUAAGCGCGACGCCAAGUUAACUACAACAUUCGAGGCUAUUCGACGCCGCCUCCCGGUCCUUCUCCAUACCCUCACAACAUGCCAAAUCCACCUAGAAUCAAGCAAGAAUGCACUACCCGAAGACGUUUAUGAAGCCUUGGAGAAGACCGUUGAUAGCUGUUAUGCAAAGGCAUCAAAUUUAAAAAUCAUCUUUGAGAAGGUUAUACCCGAAGAAUGUGACAGAUGGGAGAAACGAUAUUCAAAGGUCCUCCGCAGACUGGGCAAAGGUGACAAGGUCGAGGAACUCAUGGGCGCAAUAACCGAAGACGUCCAGCUGAUUGUCAACCAUGUCGGAACCCAGAAUGUCAACGCCGCCACGACGCAGGGAUACGGCUUUCUCGGACCCGUCGGCACCCAUCUCGGCCAAGCACCUCAUAUCGCCCCGGAACUCUUUAUCGGCCGCGACUCCGAGCUCCAGCACAUUUCUCGCAUUUUGCAGCCUCUGCAGACUCCUCAGACACAACAGCGCCUCUUCCUCGUCGGCAUGGGCGGUGUCGGUAAGACCCAGCUUUCUAUUGCCUACGCGGAAGCUUAUCGCGGAUCGUACGGCUCGGUGUUUUGGGUAAAUGCAUCGUCGGAGGCUGCACUACAAGCCAGUUUUCAGUCGAUUGCCUCUCUUAUCUUCUCCGGACAGGAUCCCGCAGUCUUGAAAAGCAGUAAUAUCGUUGGACAUGUACAUCAGUGGCUAUAUGAUUCAAGAAAUACUCGAUGGCUUUUGUUAUUCGAUGGCUAUGAUGAUCCCGACCUGGAGAUCAGCGAAUAUUUCCCAUCCGCAUCCCAUGGGACUGUCAUCGUGACCACCCGACGACUAGCUCUUGCCGGGAAUACUCUGCGUAUCAAGCCUCUCCGGAGUACUGCAGAUAGCCUGGCUAUUUUGCAAACCAGGUCAAAAAGAGAAAAUGUGCAGUCAGGUAUGGUACAUAUAAAUAUAUUGAAACAAGCCACGACCUUACCAUCGCCACUAGACUCUUUUGCGAAGCGCCUCAGCGAACGUCUGGAUGGUUUCCCUCUAGCUUUGGCUAUAGCUGGAACCUACAUCCAGCUGACAGGCUUGAGUUUCGAGCGCUAUUUGCAAGAGUACGAAGCGUGUGGGGAUAUUGAUCCUUUCCACUCCGCCCCACUCCGGGAAUAUCGUGAGCGUACACCUUCCGCGACCUGGGAUCUAUCAUACGCCGAUCUCAAAGCUGAAGACCCAGACGCUGCCGAAUUACUCAAAACACUGGCCUACUUUGCCAACCAGACGCUUCCGCACGAACUUUUCCUUGGUGGGCUUACAGAUGAUUCCCCGAAAUGGCUUCGUAGAGUGGUUGCGAGUGACUUUACCUUCCGCAGAGUGAUGUCCACCUUGGCCCAAUACUACUAUAUCGAAGUCGAUGAGACGUCAGGAUCAUGGUGCAUGUAUAACUACAUACACGACUGGACCUUGGCAGCACUGAACAAAGAAAUCGACCUGAAAUAUUACUGGUAUGCUGUUGAAUGUGUGCAUACCUGGAUCGCGGGCGUUGAUAAUGAAUCGCUUGGAAAUGCCUCUUUCGCGAGUGUUGCCCGUCAUGCACUGCGGCUAGCGGAACCGCGUUUUCUCCAAGCCGAUGUACUUUCUGAUGCUCCGUCUGAUCGGCUUGAUCAGAUCACACGCAUCGCACUCUUACUCCGACACCAGCAUCAUCUUGGGAAAGCGGAGCAGAUGCAGAGACAGGUGCUCGCUGGGGUUGAGCACGCUCUAGGGCCGGACCAUCCGUCGACCCUGACAGCUGUUCACUAUCUCGGGUGUAUAUACCGCGCCCAAGGCAACUUUCAUAUGGCGGAGCAGUUGCUGACACGGGCGCUAGAUGGGAGGGAAAAAGUGCUAGGGCCAGAAGAUGAGUCAACACUUACUAGUAUCAAUAACCUCGGGAUCCUGUAUCGUGGCCAGGGCAGACUGAGGAAGGCGGAGCAGCUCUUCACACGAGCGCUGGCGGGGAGAGAGAAAGUGCUAGGACGAGAGCAUAGGUCGACCCUCGCCAGCAUCAAUGACCUUGGGAUUAUAUAUCGUACUCAGGGCAGGCUCCCCCUGGCGGAGGCGAAGUUCGAGCAGGCUCUAAAUGGGAGAUUGAAAGUGCUAGGACUGGACCAUGUCUCGACACUCAACACUCUUUUUGAUCGCGGGGUCUUAUUUCGCUUUCAAGGCAAGCUGGGUCGGGCGGAGGAGGCGUUUGAGCAGACGUUCGACGGAAGAGAUAGAGUGCUGGGGCCAAAACACAGGUCCACCCUCGCCGUUGCCAAUGAUCUCGAGGCCCUGUAUCGUGCCCGAGGAAAGAGGAAAAAGGCGGAGAGUGUGUUUCAGCGGAGGGUACAGUAG
Messenger RNA from Penicillium canariense, 2460 nucleotides. Its product is annotated as TPR repeat protein. Gene Ontology annotation, molecular function: ADP binding; protein binding. Bases 1 to 2460 code for a protein of 819 amino acids. The transcript has a single exon. The record is from RefSeq and is a predicted model, not a curated record. NCBI's taxonomy places the organism in Eukaryota, Fungi, Ascomycota, Eurotiomycetes, Eurotiales, Aspergillaceae.